Molecule: messenger RNA, 3929 nt
Organism: Clarias gariepinus (North African catfish)
Lineage: Eukaryota; Metazoa; Chordata; Actinopteri; Siluriformes; Clariidae
Exons: 25
Coding region: 430-3774 (1114 amino acids)
Biological process (GO): immune response
Cellular component (GO): membrane attack complex
Molecular function (GO): protein binding
Source: RefSeq, a predicted model, not a curated record
CAGGGCGGUGAGGACCUGCACAGCUCCUCUCUGGGAAAUAAUCAGGAGAUAGAAAGACUGUCCCUGCUUUCUUCUGGAGAUAUGGACGGAUUAUGGAAUUAGCUUUCCUACAGGAUGAAUUAAUAAACAGAGAGAAAAGAGUUUUUUUUCCUUUUCUUGGCUCCCUGAUGCUGAGUGCCUACAGGAAGGUUCCGCCAUGCCGUCUGAGUCAGAGCUCGGCUUCCUCUACGUGACAAGGUGCGAGCCACUAGACCUGAACUAAAGAGCUAAAGGGAAUUCAUUUAUUAAUUUAUUUAUUUUAAAAGAAGAGUUUGUUCUCCGAGGCUGAGAAGAGUGGACGACUAGAACGAGAGCAGCAUGCAGGACAGAGCGUAGCCAGCUAGGAGAAGAAUCCAUGCAGGACAAGAAGAGGAAGCAGGAGUCAGGAGGAUGUCGACAGAGGAAGAAUCACAAGCAAGCAUCAAAGCCAGCGUGAAACAGGAGUCCAGGAGGAAAGGUCAGACCCGUAGCGAACAGGCUCUGAUAAAGCGUUUCAAAGGUGAUGGGGUGCGCUACAAAGCCAAGCUGAUUGGGAUCGACGACGUGUCUGCGGCACGUGGAGAUAAACUCUGCCAGGACUCUAUGAUGAAGCUGAAGGGUAUCGCUGCUUCGGCUCGAUCCAAGGGCGAGCACAAGCAGCGUGUCUUCUUAACCGUCUCCUUCCACGGCAUUAAGAUCUACGAUGAGCGAUCCGGGGUAUUACAGCAUCAUCAUUCCGUGCACGAAAUCUCCUACAUCGCCAAAGACACCAGAGACCACCGUGCCUUCGGCUAUGUCUGCGGGAAGGAGGGAAACCACAAGUUUGUGGCCAUCAAGACAGUCCAUUCAGCAGAGCCUUUGAUUCUGGAGCUGCGUGACCUCUUUACCCUCAUCUAUGACCUGAAGCAAAGGGAUGAAGGCGAGAGGAAGGCGCAGAAAGAAAAGCACUGCGAGCAGGCAGUUUAUCAGACAAUACUCGAGGACGACACUGAUGACCCGGUGUAUCAGUACAUUGUGUUUGAAGCUGGACACGAACCACUCCACGGCCCCCACUCAGAAGAGAGCGUUUACCAGGUUCCAACAAGCCAGCAGAAAGAAGGGGUCUAUGAUGUUCCAAAACGCCAUUUUAUGCCUAACAUCAGUCAGUUUGAAAUGUUUGGUGACAUGGCCACUCCUCCAGACAUUGUAUCUAUGCCAGCAUCACCCGCUAAUACCCUGGACCACGGGCGGCGACGACAACAGCUCCGCCCUGAGCUCUUCACACACUUCAGCCCUCCUGCUGUGCCUUCAGGCUACAUGACGAUGGGUGCAGUCCAGACAGCUCACUGGGCUCAGCAGUCCUUCGCAGCUCCGGCAGCUCCGCUUGCAUUUGGUGUUCAGGCUCCUCUGCAGGUUGCUCAGGUUCUUCCUGGAGGACAGCCAGUUAUCUGGGGCCAAGCUAACCUUUUUCACUCUCCCAGCCCAGGCCAACAACAGUGGGCCUUCGUACCAGCCAGCGCCUUAUUUCAAGGCCUCGUUCCCUUAGCAGCCAUGCGUCCUCGCAUGUCUGCUCCACCCUCGACUAUUGCCAGCCCCCAGCAUACGUCUGAAUCGAGGGACGCCCCAAGCAGUAACCCUGUUCCAGAGGUACCGGGCUUACACGUACAGUCUGCUGACACCAGUGACCUACCAAUGGUGAUGGGAGAAGUCACACAGCCUGGUGAGAAGCAGGAAACAGAGGUCUGUUCUGAUGAUCUUGAUCUUUCCCAUCUGAGUUUGACGCCGGGGUCAUCGACGUCGCCAUCCACUGCAGAGUCUCCUGCUACCCCUUUUUCUCAGAGGGGGAGCCUGACCUUGACCUCAGAACCCCCUGAAGAUCCCUCUGUCUUGAAAACAGAGAACAAUGAGAGCCAUCAUAAAGAGCCUUCUCCCACAAGAGGAGCUGAGCAGAGCAUCAGCCAAGAUGUGGCACACGAAUCGGCUGCUCUGUCAGAUAAGAAGAAGAUUAGUUCUGUUAUACGGUUUGAUUCUGUCUCCCCUCUCAUACCUUCUCCACUGACUACAAUGAUCGUGAUUCCGACAAUCCGACAGCCUCUGAGCACUGCAGCACUUCAGGCUUUAUUCCUGUGCACUGUGGUUUUGGUGUGCAGUUCCCAGUUACAACGUCCAUCUGACCCUGUGGACUGCUCCCUGUCUGAGUGGUCUCAAUGGACCCGCUGUGACCCCUGUCUGAAAAAGAGGUUCCGCUAUGCCACAGUGCUGCAGCCAUCUCAGUUUGGCGGAGAGCCGUGUCAUGAGCUUGGUCAGGAAGAAGAGUUGUGUACACCGCCCUCGCGUUACUCAUGCCGCAGUUCUGUACCUCUCUGCCAGGGCUUCCAAUGUCUCGGGACAGGCCGCUGUGUGCCAGAGGGACUGCGCUGUAAUGGGGAUGAUGACUGUGGUGAUGGCACUGAUGAGCUCAACUGUAAAAAAGUGUUUAAAUCCUGCAACCAGCCAACCGAAGAGCUGUACGGUAUAGAGAACCUCGCCAAAGGAAUUAACGUGCUAAACAGUAAAUUGGAGGGUUCGGUGCUGGACAAUCGUUACUACGCUGGCGGCUGUUUGCCCUAUUUUAUCCAGGAUGUGCGCUUCAGGAAACCAUACAAUGUCCAGCAAUACACUAUGGAGACAAAAGGCUCCUAUGAUUUCAAGUUGGAAUCUUACAAUUCAUACAGUGAGUACUCAAAACACACGAUGAAGGCCACCAUGUCCAGGACCACGGUCUCCUUCUCUUUCGCUAUACCUGGAAUCUUUGAAAUCGGCUAUAACCAUGAUGAAAGCAAAUACAAAAAAGCUGUGAGGAAGCUUCACACUUAUGCUGGGAAGGCAAACCAAUUCAUUCAUGCGCAUUCACGGCUUGAGCUAGCACGCUAUUCCCUAAAGGCGGACAACCUGAUGUUGCACCCAGAGUUCCUGACACACCUGCGAGCUCUUCCACUCGAGUACACAUAUGGCGAGUAUCGACAGCUGUACAGUGACUAUGGUACGCACUACAUCACAGAGGCCACGCUCGGGGGAGACUUCGACUACACCCUCAUUCUCAACAAGGAGAAUAUGGCCAAAGCUGAGUACUCUCUGGAUGAUGCAAUGUCAUGUCUACAGGUGGGCUUUAGACUCGGAGUCAACAUCAAGGGUGUAUAUGUGACAGGAGGAUUGUCAGUGGGAAAGUGUAAUGGCCUCCUGGAAGAGUUUGGAAAGACUAAAAAUGUCUCGUCACUGGUGGAUGAUUAUGUGGCCAUAGUCAAAGGAGGAGACAGUGAGACAGUCGCACGUCUGGGCUCCAAGGAGCUCCCCACGCCAGAUAUCAUGCAGCUGUGGGGGGAAGCUGUCCACUACAAUCCUGAUUUCAUCAGCACUAAGAUGUCACCGCUGUAUGAACUAGUCACAGGAAAAGAUUUCAACAACGCCAACAUGUUGAAAAAGAACAUGAAACGCGCACUGAUCGAGUUCUUGACUGAGAGGGACUCGUGCCGAUGCACUCCCUGCCUCAACAACGGCGUGGCUGUGCUUAAAGGUACGCGAUGUGACUGUAUAUGUCCUGUCGGCUUCAGCGGGCUGAGUUGUGAGAAAACACUACGAUCAGGAAUGCCAGUAGACGGAAACUGGAGCUGCUGGUCCGAGUGGUCAGCCUGCAAUGGCCAGACUAAAAAGCGGACUCGCCAGUGCAACAAUCCGGCACCACAAAACGGUGGAGGUUCCUGUCAAGGGAUACACGAAGACACCGCUGACUGCUUUUAACUACACAGUCAAAAACACAAGCAAUAAUCCUGUCACCUUGAUCAGAACGGCAGAAUGUAACAUGUUUAUGCUUUGAAAAACAAAUGACAUCGCUUUUGUUAAAUAAAUCCAGACAAAAAUAAUGCUAAUAAUAAAAACAACAACAAAAAAACAAA